CCGGUUCAACGGCAUUCUUUCCCGGCUAAAGAUAAUCCCUCUCUCUCUCUCUCUCUCUCUCUCUCUCUCCUACAACUCAUUCAUUUCUUCCCUAGGGCUUAGCUCUGGCAUUUUUCCCUCCAAUGCCACUCGAUUAUUCUCAAUUAGGGUCUUCUGAAGAAGAUCUGAGGGGUGAAGAAAAAUGAGCGCUUCGAGGUUCAUAAAGUGCGUCACGGUCGGCGACGGCGCCGUCGGAAAGACCUGCCUCCUCAUAUCCUACACCAGCAACACGUUUCCCACCGAUUACGUACCAACUGUAUUCGACAAUUUCAGUGCAAAUGUGGUCGUCAAUGGAGCUACUGUUAACCUUGGAUUGUGGGAUACUGCUGGACAGGAGGAUUACAAUAGAUUAAGACCAUUGAGUUAUCGUGGGGCAGAUGUUUUCAUCCUGGCAUUCUCUCUCAUUAGCAAGGCCAGCUAUGAAAAUGUUUCCAAGAAGUGGAUUCCUGAAUUGAAGCAUUAUGCUCCUGGCAUCCCUAUAGUUCUUGUUGGAACAAAACUUGAUCUUCGGGAUGACAAGCAAUUCUUUAUAGACCAUCCCGGUGCCGUGCCUAUUACAACUGCUCAAGGGGAGGAGCUGAGGAAGUUGAUAGGGGCACCUGCUUACAUUGAAUGUAGUUCGAAAACCCAGGAGAACGUUAAGGCUGUUUUUGACGCUGCCAUCAAAGUCGUGCUCCAGCCACCCAAGCAGAAGAAAAAGAAAGGAAAGGCACAAAAAGUUUGCGCCAUAUUGUGAAACAAGAAGUCUGAAGAGAUAAUCUCUCUUCAUCCGUUUCUCAUCAUAUUUGUCCCUCGUAUCCUUUUUCCCUUCCCUUUGUCUUUCAGGAAGCAAGAGGUCCUGGAUUGUAGUCUCUAUUGACUUUACUCAAGCGGAUAUUCGACUCCUAGCUCUUGGGAUCUCUUAAAAGCUGUGAGGUGGAAAUUUCAUUCUGUAUUGUUUCGUUCUAUAUCCAUAGAGCCUCGCUAUGUUUUACCCCCCUCAUUCUCCCCGCCCGGUUUUGAUUUGUUUUGAUGUACUACUAAUGGACCGGAAUUUCCCAGAUACGAGAAACUAUUGUCUUUACAAUGAUUGUUUUAUAUUCAUCAUCAAUUUAUAGAUUUUUUUGAUA
Molecule: messenger RNA, 1148 nt
Organism: Rhododendron vialii
Lineage: Eukaryota; Viridiplantae; Streptophyta; Magnoliopsida; Ericales; Ericaceae
Product: rac-like GTP-binding protein RHO1
Exons: 8
Coding region: 182-775 (197 amino acids)
Biological process (GO): small GTPase-mediated signal transduction; regulation of actin cytoskeleton organization; establishment or maintenance of cell polarity
Cellular component (GO): plasma membrane; nucleus; cytoplasmic vesicle
Molecular function (GO): GTPase activity; protein kinase binding; GTP binding
Source: RefSeq, a predicted model, not a curated record